UAAUAUUUAUUGAUAAAUCAUUUUAUUUUCAUCAAGGAUCGUAAGAAACCACAGUGAGCAGUAACUUCCCGACUACUGGUGCAACUGCACGUCUAUGUUUAUUCAUAACAAUAUACUUUAAAUUAUUACAAGUCUAAGUACAACCUAACUAAACGUUUCUAUCACAUCGGUAGUAAACUCCACCAAUUGUCGCGCGCUAACUUCUAAGUUUUUUUUAUAAUACCCUUCAGUUGAUUGAUUGUCUAAAUGGCAAACAUGUUAAUAAGGACUAGACGGUACAAGUGCUACAGGAUUGCUACUGUAAUCAGAGUGCUAUUAGUUUUGGGGAUACCUUUAGUUUACUUAAUGUUUGGUAAUACACGUUCAGAGGAGGAAAUGUUAAAAUCCACGUUUAAUUCAGGUUUUGAUGGAGCUGUAUCUCAACGUAGGUUGCUGAGCAUCGUUGAAAGGGAAGAGAGGAACUGCACGCCCGCAGCAAUUUUGGAGUUCCCCUCUGACGGCCUCAGCCGGUACCAACGGCAACAUGGUUACAUAGCAAUACACUGUGUAUUAGCUAUAUACUGCUUCUUUCUGCUGGGGACGGUGUGUGAGCAGUACUUCGUGCCGGCUAUCGAGAUGAUAUGCGAACGUUUAAAUAUAGGUAUGGACGUAGCUGGGGCUACUUUUAUGGCUGCAGCGAGUUCAAGCCCUGAGCUGUUCAUCAACUGUGUCGGUACAUUUGUCACUGAAGGCGAUAUUGGAGUAGGAACCGUGGUGGGAUCAGCAGUGUUCAAUGUACUGGCUGUACCGGCAUUCUGCGCUCUCAUUGCAGGCAAAGUGGUGGACUUGGAUUGGUGGUCAGUGUCGCGGGAUUGCGUGAUGUACGCCGUGGCGGUAGUGGCACUCAUCCUCACGCUACUCGACGACGUUAUUUACUGGCACGAAGCACUGCUACUUGUGCUCAUGUACAUUUUCUACAUAUUAGCGAUGGCGUUCAACGGCUGUCUGGGAACAUUUUUCAGGAGCGGAUGCUGUACUUUCAAGAAACCUAAAGCGUACACUGAAAUAACACCUCUUCUGAAUAGUGAAAAAAAUAACUCAUUAAUGUCCGCUCGACGCAUCAGCCUCAGUGUUCAAUCAACAGACGUGGAAGCAGCAGUGCAGUCCAAGAGACACGACUCCACCGACUCAGAUGAACUCAGCACAUACUCGAUGUGGUCAUGGCCUGGAGAAAAAGUGUCGUUUAUGAAGAAACUGCUAUGGAUCUUUUCCUGGCCCAUCAACUUGGUACUUUGGCUGACCAUCCCUGACUGCCAGCGUCGACCCAACCUGUACCCACUGACCUUCGCGAUGUGUGUCACGUGGAUAGGAUGUGUCUCCUACUUGGUCGCCUGGAUGAUCACCGUCCUAGGUGACACCCUCAAUGUACCAGACAGCAUCACAGGACUGACAAUACUAGCAGCAGGCACCAGUCUUCCAGAAGCAGUCUCCAGCGUCCUAGUCACAGUACAAGGUCACGGCACUAUGGGUUUGAGUAAUUCCAUCGGAUCAAAUACUUUCGACAUCCUACUAUGCCUGGGUUUACCCUGGUUGAUAAAGUCGCUCGCUUACCCCAGUGUUCCUGGUCAUCAUUACGUAUCAAUAAACUCCAGUGGUUUAUCGUACAGCGCUAUAUCUCUUCUAUCCACACUCUUCACACUAUAUGGAUGCCUGUUCCUCAAUAAAUUCCAGCUGGAUUGGAAGAUCGGUAUCACGUGUGGACUCAUAUACAUCGGCUAUUUAAUCUUAGCAGCGCUUAUAGAAAUGAAUGUAUUCUUCACUGUCAACUUACCAAUUUGCCCUCAUUAGAAUCACAACAAAUAUCUGAUUAUGUUAUGAGUAAAUUCCCUUCCUCUAAUGUCGAAGGAUACUAUUUUUGAAGGUGCAAAAAAAACUUUAGCUAUGGAAGUGAUCCUGAUAUCCUGUACGAGGGUUUUACUGUAUUUCUUGUACUUAAACUAUUUAGUUUUUUUAUUAUUGUGUAUCAAGCAUGCGAUGGCAGAUAUUUGAUAUUUUAUAAUGUACUUAUAAGUUUCUCGAAUAUCUAUUGUGAUGUAUCAAAAAUGUUUUAAAGAAUUUUAUGAAAAUAUUUAUUUAAAUCGUUAAUAAUGAUUUUUUAACGUGAUUGUAUAAUUUAUUUGUCUUAUUGGGGCUGUUGCUAUAAAUUGCAGGAAAAAUAAACCGCUUCUAUGUAACUUAUAUUUAAUAAUAUUGGUAUGUAUAUAUAUAUAUAUAUAAUUUUACUAGACAGAAUUAAAUCUUGAAUAAUAUAAUGAUACAGAAAUAAUAUAUUUAAUCUACCUACCAAUCAUUGCUUAGUUUACAACUAAAAUCGUACAGUAAGUACUUAUACUAAAAAAUAAACCGACUUCACUAAAAAAGUUAAAAAUAACUUUAAUUUCGGAAGUCGGUGUUUCUCGGUACCGUAUUAUUUGUUUGCUACACCGACUUCCGAAAUUAAAGUUAUUUUUAACUUUUUUAGUGAAGUCGGUUUAUUUUUUUGUAAAAAGUAUUUUAUUUCACACUUUUUAGUUGCGAUACUCAGUAUCGCAACUAAAAAAGUCUCUCCACCUCUUCAAAGGUUACUUUUUGACUGUAAAUGCUUUAAUUCUAGAUGAAUAUACCAAAAUCACUAUAUAGUUCCCUAUAAUAUUUGAGGAGUUCCCUCGAUUUCUUUAAGAUUCCAUCAUCAGAUCUUAACUUGGUGACAAUGGGACCACCUCAGAACUGUCUACUUUCGAACAAAAAAAGAAUUUUGAAAAUCCGUCGACAAUUAACGGAGUAUUAAUUAACUUUAUUGUGAUUUCUAUGUGAGUAUGAAGUUCCAUUGGCCAUUUCUGGUCUUCUUCAUCAGUUCCACCUCUUCAAAGGUUACUUUUUGACUGUAAAUGCUUCAAUUCUAGAUGAAUAUACCAAAAUCACUAUAUAGUUCCCUAUAAUAUUUGAGGAGUUCCCUCGAUUUCUCUAAGAUCCCAUCAUCAGAUCCUAACUUGGUGACAAUGGGACCACCUCAGAACUAUCUACUUUCGAACAAAAAAAGAAUUUUGAAAAUCCGUCGACAAUUGACGGAGUAUUCGAUGAACAAACAUACAAAAAAAAAAAAACAUACAAACAGCCGAACAUAGUACCUCCUCCUUUUUGUGAAGUCGGUAAAAAUAGUUGAAAUGUUCAUAAAAAUAGAAUUCAGGCUCAAUGGCCUUGAACCUUUGUUAAGGUUUAUUGGAGCGUGUAAGCUUGGUGACUUGUUUUUCAAGCACCUUCCGUGAGGAUCACCCUUUUGUGUUCUCUCAACUGUGAACAGGGAUCAGAUGUUGGAAAUCGAUAGCCAUCUACAGGUGGGUACAAUCAAUAACCUACCUUAAAAUUCUUGUGACAUUCUAGCAAUUUAAAUAUGAAAAUAAUCAAAUGUCAUAAGGUCCAAUGUUAUUUGUUAAGUAGGUACUUGUAAUCCAGCAACUCUACACUUAUCUAUUUAUUUACAAAAAUAUACAGAAAACUUCAUUAAUUUUGUUAAAGGAACUGAAUAUCACAAUAGUUAAGAAAUCUGUUUAGUUUUAAGUAGGUAAGAAUAAUUAGAAAAUGUAAUAAAUAUUUACCUACAUUAUACACUUAGGAGCGGAGCAACGGAGCCAUAGCAUUUUUGAUAAUUUUAAAGAACCCUCUGUAACUUUAAAUAAUAUAUUCGUAUAACAACAAAACACUCUUUUUAAAGAUAAUGAAAUUGCCUUUUAUGCGACAUACGCUACCUAUUAAUAAAGUACUUGUAUCAGAUAAUAUUUAUCUUGUUGUUUGCUCCCAAGUGUAUUUAAGGUGCGGUUGUAGAAAUAAUUAUAUAAAUUUAAUAAUUAUUGAUUAUGUGCCAGUGUAUUAUAGAGAGUAAGAUGUAGGUGUAAUAAUAAAUAAUAAAGUUUAUCGGCAAAAAUUAUCAUUAUUCAAGGCAAAUAAUACGAGUAAGUAGGUUAGAAGGUUACAAUAACACAUGACACUCCUUAGAAUUUGAACUUACCUAUCAUUGUAUAAUUUGUAAUCAAAUCUGUAUUAUUAUUUGUCUAAUCAUUUCAGCACGAAACAUUUAUUCAGAUAAAUUAAAUGUGUUUCCGUGUAGUUACCGUGUAGUUACCUGCUUAAGCAGAAAAAUCAUGAGUGCAUGUAUUUGAUGUCAUAUAUAUAAUAUACUAGCAAACCUGGCGAACUCCGUUUCGCCACCAUGUCUUCUUUCCUAAAUUUUUUUUUUUGCUAUAAACCUCACGGAACCCUAGACCUUUCCAACAAAUGCAAAACCAUGGAAAUCGGUUCGUGCGUUCUGGAGUUAUAGCGUCAGGAAGGAAAACCCGACUUAUUUUUAUAUAAUAGAAGAUUAUAUUGUCUACUAAAUACCUAGGUUCUGAUUUAUUCUUACUCGUAAGUUUGCUUGUUUUUAGUGCGUUGGUAUAUAGAUAUUGUAUAAGUACUGAUGUAUUUUUCUUAUUGAUUUAUUGAUGUUAAUUAAAAAUACUUUUUAAUGAGCAUUGUUGCGUCUAACAA
Molecule: messenger RNA, 4542 nt
Organism: Spodoptera frugiperda (fall armyworm)
Lineage: Eukaryota; Metazoa; Arthropoda; Insecta; Lepidoptera; Noctuidae
Product: sodium/potassium/calcium exchanger 4
Exons: 11
Coding region: 247-1827 (526 amino acids)
Biological process (GO): calcium ion transmembrane transport; intracellular calcium ion homeostasis
Cellular component (GO): membrane
Molecular function (GO): calcium channel activity; calcium, potassium:sodium antiporter activity
Source: RefSeq, a predicted model, not a curated record